This is a messenger RNA of Candidozyma auris, 2160 nucleotides long. RefSeq names its product mRNA-binding ribosome biosynthesis protein NOP4 (gene NOP4). Lineage: Eukaryota; Fungi; Ascomycota; Pichiomycetes; Serinales; Metschnikowiaceae. The record is from RefSeq and is a predicted model, not a curated record. The transcript has a single exon. Gene Ontology annotation, molecular function: RNA binding. Bases 1 to 2160 code for a protein of 719 amino acids.
AUGACUGAACCGUUGGAGGAUACCACGGUCAGAAGCGAAGAGAAUGAUGACCAUUUGGACAAGAAAACGCUUUUUGUGAGAGCAAUUCCAAAAGAAGCCACUUCUGAAGACGUUUCCGAGUACUUCUCGCAAUUUGUGCCUGUAAAGCACGCGGUAGUGGUCACAGAUGAUGAGAAACAAUCAAGAGGAUUUGGAUUUGUCUCUUUCACGAUGGAGGAUGAUACCUUGACUGCAUUAGUCGAAUCUAAGAAAGUGAAAUUUCGUGAUAGAUUCCUCAGGGUGGAUAUUGCUAAGAGAAGAGACAGAAAGGGUAAAGAAGGCGCUGAGCCUCGGCAGAAAGAGGACCAUGCACUUCUAGUGGAAAAAAGGAAGGCUCGUUUAAUUAUAAGGAAUUUGCCUUGGUCAUGCAAGAGCGCAGAAACGCUCAAGAAACUAUUCCUGAAGUAUGGUGCUGUGCACGAUGCAUACAUUCCUAUGAAGAAGGGCGGAUUGAUGAAAGGGUUUGCCUUCGUAGUGAUGAAGAAAAAAGCUGCCGCUGAAAGAGCGGUCAAGGAAUCUGUUGGAUUAAAAAUCGACGGGAGGGAGGUUGCUGUCGACUUGGCCCUUGAGAAGUCCAAGUGGGAGCAAGUUCGUGAAGCCGAGGAGGAUAUGAAGAGUACGGGUAGAGAAAGAGAAAGUGGAAACGAGAUAAUCAAGGAAGAGGACGACACAGAAAUAAAAGAAGAGGAAAAUUCUGAGGUCGAUUCGGAAUCCGGCGAUGACGAUGAAGAAUUUGACGAACUCAAUGGUGACAAAGUCAAGGAAGAGGACGAGGACAUGGUUGAGGAUGAAGAAGAAGAGGAGGAGGAUGAAGAUAAAGAAAAGCAAAACAAGCAAGAAGCUUUCUCAAUCUUUGUCAGAAACAUCCCUUACGACGCCGACAAGGAUUCUUUAAAGACUCAUUUCAGUCAGUUUGGUCCCGUUAAGUACGCUUUACCUGUCAUUGACAAGGUUACUGGCCUCGCAAAAGGAUCUGCUUUUGUUGCUUUCAAAACGGAGGAGGGGUACACCUCCUGUCUUCUGAACGCUCCAUCAGUUUCCACAACCUCCAUGUUGAUUUCAGAUGACGUUCUGCCGAAAUACGUUUACCAGGGUCGUAUUCUUUCAAUUGUCUCCACAGUUGAUAGAAGCUCAGCAAGUAAGCUCGCAGAGAGAAACCUGCUUAAACGUAAAGAGUUGUACGGAAAAGAGGUCGGCGAUAAGGAUCGCAGAAACUUGUUUUUGCUUAAUGAAGGUCGUAUCACACAACACUCGAAGUUGGCUGAAAUUAUAUCCAAAACAGACAUGGAGGUGAGAGAGAAGUCAUACAAGUUGCGUGUGCAGCAGCUCAAUAAGAACCCCACGUUGCACUUAUCUCUCACAAGAUUAGCAAUCAGGAAUCUUCCGAGAGCCAUGACUUCCAAGGCCUUGAAGGCUUUGGGUCGUAAAGCUGUUGUCCAGUUUGCGACCGAGGUUAAGGACGGUAAGAGACAGCCAUUGUCAAAGGAGGAAAUCAGCCGUUCCACCAAAGCCAAACACGAAUUUGAAGAAGACAUCAAGGCAACAGAGGAUGCCGAGAAGAAGAAGAAAAAGGGCAAACACUCCGGUGUUGUUAAGCAGGCCAAGGUCAUCAUGGAAAUCAAGGGUACUGGCGAAGCUGGAAGAAGUAGAGGAUAUGGUUUCUUGGAAUUUAGAGAUCAUAAGUCUGCAUUAAUGGGUCUUCGUUGGUUGAAUGCUCACGAAGUCACGAACGAAGAAAUUAUGGCCGGCUUAGACGAAGAGGAACAGAAGAUUGCAAGCCUUGAGGGAGUUACCAAAAGACGCCUUAUAGUCGAGUUCGCCAUUGAAAACGCUCAAGUUGUGAAGAGAAGAAAGGAUAAGGUAUUUAUUGCCAGAAAUAACAAGAGGAAGAGAGAAGAGGGUGAAGAAGAGGACGUCGAGCAGAAUGAAGAGGGUCCCUCCUCUAAGAAGCAAAAGAAGGGCAAGAAAGGCAAGAAAGGUAACAUGAAGAAGGGACCAAAGAGUACCAAAUCAGAUGAGACGAAGGAAGAUGAGAAGAAGUCCAACAACAAAUCAGGACUUCCAGAGGAUGUUAAGCAAAUUAUCGGCAAGAAAAGAAAACUAAGGAAGGGGAAGAAGUAA